Closterium sp. NIES-65 is the source of this 2823-nucleotide messenger RNA. The record is from the annotation of a GenBank genome assembly. NCBI's taxonomy places the organism in Eukaryota, Viridiplantae, Streptophyta, Zygnematophyceae, Desmidiales, Closteriaceae.
AUGGGCCGUGGGAGAGAGGGUGCGAGAGAGCGGGCGGUGAAAGCGGCGGCGGAGAUCAGAGCCCGAGGGUUGAGGGGAACAGCAGAGGUAAUUGAGUGUGUCAGGCGCCAUAGCCUAGCCGUUGAUAACCGGACGCUUAACCUGCUGCUUGGCGUGAUCGUGGGAGGCAGAGCAGUAUCGCAUAGCGGGGAGCUUAUAACGGAUAACAGAAAUGGCGGGAGAGCCGCAGAUAGGAGGCUUCCUGCUGUGUCUGGAGCAGAUGAGACAGGGUUUAAGCGAGGUUUAGAGGUGAGGGAUUGGGAGGGCGCAAAGGCGGUGGCGGUGGCGUUUGAAGCAGAAGGAGUGGAGUUGAAUGAGCGGAUUUACACCACGCUGAUCUCAUGCUUUGGCAAGGGCGCGCGCAUGGGGGACUGCUGGCGGUGGCUCCGCGCCAUGGAGAGGCAGUGGGGGGUGGCUCCAGUGCAAGUGGGGGCGAACGUGCAAGAUGGGGCACAAGUACAGGGCGCUGGCGGCGGAGACCGGGGGGAGGGGGAGCCUCAGGGGAAGUUGGAAGUGGGGAGCUGGGAGCAGAGAGGUUGGGGAGGGGAGGGGGAACGCGAGGGCGAGAAGGGGGGAGGAGAGGGGGGUGCGUACGGGAAGCACGUGUUGCUUCCAGAGGACAUAUAUGAUGUGAUGCUGGGGGCGUGCGUGCAGGUGAGAGCGUGGGAAGUGAACGGGGGCCCUGGGGAAGCGGGAAAGUGGGGAGGGGUGGUAGUUGCGUACGGGAAGCACGUGUUGCUUCCAGAGGACAUAUAUGACGUGAUGCUGGGGGCGUGUGUGCAGUGCGAGGACUGGAAGGGAGCGGUUGCCAUCUACCACCACCUCUCAGCAUACGGGGCUGCAGCAGCAGCAGCAGCAUCAGCAGCAGCAGCAGCAGCAGCAUCAGCAGCAGCAGCAGCUGUAGCAGAAGCAGCCGCAUUGUCUCACGCGCACCAUCGUCAUCAUCAGCAGCAUGGGCAGCAGCGCAUGCCAACGAGCAGUCAGUUCGCGUUGGUGCUGAGAGCAUGCGCGCGAGCAGGCAGGUGGCAACUCGCCAGAGAUCUGCUGCUUGCUGCUGACGAUGUUUUUGUUGCUUCCCUUGUUGCUGCUGCUGCUGUUGGUGAUGGUGGUGAUGGAGCUGCUGCUGCUGGUGGUUCUGGUUCCUCUCGUUCUGGUCCUGGUUAUUCCGCUAGUGCUGCUGCUGAUGGUGCUAGUGCUGCUGCCAAUGCCGUUCCUGGUUCUAGUCUUGGUCCUGCCACUGGUGGCGGCACUGAUGUCAGUGCUGGUGGUGGUGGUUAUGGUGGUGGUGUUCGUGCUGCUGCCUCUCCUCCUCCCCCUCUUUCCGCACACCACCCUCCCCUUGCCACCUCAUCUGCCAUGUUCACUGACGUCAUCACAGCCUGUGCCAGGUCAGCACAACCGGCUCCAGCUCUCCGUCUGCUCGACCGUCUCGAUUCCCACCCUUCCCCUGAUCUCUAUGCUGACGUGGCAGCCUACACUGCUGCCAUCUCAGCAUGUGCGAGCGUUGGCCAAUGGGAGAACGCCAUCCGUUUGCUGACUAGGAUGCAGCAGCAGCCAAUUGGAAAAGAGAUGGGCAGGACUGGGAAAGCCUCUUCCGUGCCUCGAGGUGUUGAGGUUCAGCCGAAGCUGGAGGUUCGGGGAAAGCUGGAGGUUCGGGGAAAGCCGGCAGUUCGGCCGAACGUGGUGACGUGGACGGCGGUGAUGUCAGCAUGUGCGAUGGCAGGGCGUGCUGACGUGGCAAGGGAAGUUUUGAGAAGGAUGAUGCGAGAAGGGAAGGGUGACGAGGGUCAGGGGAAAGGGGAGGGUGAGAGAAAAGGGGAGGGUGAGGGGGAGGAGGAGAAGGUAGUGAGCGGGCGAAGUAAAGAGAGGAGGGAGGAGGAGAGAAUGGGCAUGGCAGGUGCCACCUCAGCGUCUUGCUUGGAAGCCAUGUCAGACGCCACGUCAGAUUGUCGUCCCAAUGUGGUGACGUGGACAGUCGUCCUGACUGCAUGCGCGCGGGCGGGGGAGUGGCAGCAGGCGGAGGCACUGUUCACCCAGAUGCAGACAAACGGGGUGAUGCCGAACGAGGUCUCCUGGGCGGCAUUGAUCAGCGCUUAUGCAAAGGGCGGGCAGUGGGAGAAAGCUAUAGGAGCCCUGAGGGCUACUAGAGGGGGACGAGGAGGGCAUAAAGAGAAGGGGGGAAAGGAAGAGGAACAAGAAGCAGUACGAGCAGCAGCACCAGGAGCAGCAACAGCAUGGGAACCAUCUAGUCUACUGCUAUCCUCUCCCCUCCCAUCUGCCUGGAACGCUGCACUGCACGCGUGUGCCAAGGCCGGCAAGUGGAAGCUUCUGGGAAGUCUCGUGCAGGAGAUGCAGGAGGCGGGGUGCCACCCCUCUGUGGUGACCUAUGGGGUGCUGGUGGGGGGGUAUGGACGGGCGGGGCAAGCACGACUGGCGAGAGAAGCGUUUGAAUCGAUGCUGGCUGCAGGAAUAAGGGAUAAGGUGAGACCUAUGGGGGUAGAAGUGGGCGACCCCCUCUCUGUGGUGACAUAUGGGGUGCUGGUGGGGGGUUAUGGACGGGCGGGGCAAGCACGACUGGCGAGAAAAGCUUUCGAUGAGAUGUUGAUAGCAGGGAUAAGGAAUAAGGUGAGAAGCAUGGGAAUAGAAGUGGGCGCUCCCCCCCUCUCUGUGUGCCCUUCUUCUGUGGUGACCUAUGGGGUGCUGGUGGGGGGGUAUGGGCGCACGGGGCAAGCAAGAUUGGGGAGAGAGGUGUUUGAUGAAAUGCUGUUGGCAGGGAUAAGGUGA